Falco peregrinus (peregrine falcon) is the source of this 6348-nucleotide messenger RNA. RefSeq names its product shortage in chiasmata 1 (gene SHOC1). The transcript has 28 exons. Gene Ontology annotation, molecular function: ATP hydrolysis activity; single-stranded DNA binding. Gene Ontology annotation, cellular component: condensed nuclear chromosome. Lineage: Eukaryota; Metazoa; Chordata; Aves; Falconiformes; Falconidae. The record is from RefSeq and is a predicted model, not a curated record. The coding region runs from base 1 to 4353 and encodes 1450 amino acids. Gene Ontology annotation, biological process: resolution of meiotic recombination intermediates.
AUGUUUGCGGCUUUAAAAUACCACUCAACAGACUAUUUAUAUGAGAUCAUAGCAAGGCAGAAGUUUUCCAUCUGGAAGUUAUCACUUUGCUUGCCUCCCAGUUUACAUCAAGAUGAAAAGUAUCAUCUCUCUGGACUCUUUGCUGAUGAUAAGUAUAGGAAGCCAUGGACUAGAAUUACUUCAACACAGAACAUGAUCACUAUUUCGGUAUUGGAUCAGUGGAAGAAAAGUUUAUCUGUGGAGGAUUUCCUGGAAAAGAAACCUAUGUCCUCUGUAGACUUCCAUAUUAGUAAUGAGUUAAUAGAAAUUAUUCCAAGUUCAAACCCCUAUUCUCAGACUGACAUAGAAGGACCCUUUUUACAUAUGAAGGAUGUUUUUAAGGAAGCAUACACCCAAGACAAAUAUUUGAAGACUGACUAUGCCACUGAAUUUAAAGGACAAUGUCAAGAUUUAUAUAUGGAAGAGGAACUUGUUUUUAUUGAUAAUCUUGAAAAUUUUCAUAAAAAACUGCCUACUUCAUCUAAACUUCUGAGCAGACUACAGUUUAUUUUAGUGAAAGAUCCCCUUUUAGGUUCUGAAGGACAGAAUUUAACAGAAGAGAGUAUUUUCCGGGAAUGUUUGACUUUCCAAAAGGAAAUGGAAAUAGAAGAGCGUAAAAAAGAAUUGCAGUGGAUUAAAGAGAGCUUCUGUGCCAUACCUGUAAAAGAUGAAGAGUAUUUCAUGCUGCCUGUUGAGUUAGAAUUCUGCAAACACAAUAAUGGCAGAUCAGAUUCUGUUAAGAUUCCAUCAUACUUGGAACUGAAAGAGUUGUUAAAUUUAGCUCCAGAAACCACGGCUGAUGAAGAUGUGUGCAAACAAGUGAUCAAAGAAGAUCUGAAAGCAGAAAUUACAGACAAAAUAGAAAUUUUCAAGUGCUGUCCCAUGCCACAAGAGGUUUGUGCCAGUAACAGCAAAGGAAUGUUGGAAUUCUGUGAGUCAGCUAAAUAUGUUCCAUAUUGGAAAGAUGAAAUGGAAGUACCUUUAACUCCUCCAUGCAGACAACAAAGAUCAUGGGUUAAUUUUCUGUGCACAGGACUUCAAGAAGAACCUAUUCCUCUUUCUGGUAGCAGUAUUUUGAUUACAGAACCCUCUAGGGAAUACUUGGAAUCUUUGGUAUGGCAAUCAGAGAAGUAUCAGGAUAAUAUGAACUCUUUUUUACUUGUGGAGCAUCAGACUGUUAAACUUGCAUAUCAGCAUCAUUCACUUACAGAACUGAAGGAAAUGCUACUAGCUGAGGUAGAAGCACCAAUGUCUAGCUCACUAGAGGAGGGCUGGUGGCUUCAUUUGGGUUUAAAUCCAGUCUCCAUAGAAACUUUGGAGCAAUUAAAUACGGAUGCCAGUAAUGCAAACAUUGAGCUUCCUACAGAAGUAGAAACAUUCACACAAUUUACAUCAUAUGAGUUAGAAAGAUGGCUUAAAGAGAAGAAUUCCCUAAUAUACCAGGAGGAUCUUUCUACUGAAAGACGUCAAUUGGACAAAGUAAUUAAUCUUCACACAUCACCACAGACUCAAAAGCAGUACAUUGCCCUGCAUGUAAGUCCUGCAUCAUCUGCCAAAAUUGACAGUACAAAUACAUCUGUGGAAGAAGGGCUUCCUGGAGGUAGCAUAAAAAAGAAUAAGGUAGAAAAGGCAAUUGAUUUCUUAAACCAAGAAAAGAAGAACCCCAAAUCAUCUGAGUCAGUCAGCUGUAAAGAUGUGUCUUCUAAACAAAACAACUCAUCCAACAGUCAAAAUUCUGCAUCAUUUGCACUUGCUACAAAAUGGAACAAUGAUGAUUCUGAUCUGAGCAACUUUAUGAUGCUGAGAUUUAAACAUAUACUUACCCAAAGAAUGGAAGAAAGUGAUGUAGGUAGUCCUGGAAAAGUGCUAGAACCUGAAGAACAGCAUAUGCAUGUUCAUAAAGAGGACAGUUCUGUUUGUGAGACUGUAAGAACAGAGGAAAAAGAACGAGAGAAUGAGGACAGUGUCACAAUUGAUAUUCAAGCAUCAGAAAGCCAAUGGCAGGCAUACUGCCUCUUGGAAGAAGCAGCCGCUCCUGUUCUAAAAGAUUUGACACACCUGGGUGAACCUGCUGCUGUAAAAUGGCGCUUUGACAGCCUUAAAUUUGAUCAUACAAGGUUUUUCUUAAAACAGCAAGAGAAAGUGAUAUGCGAUUGUUUUAAAGAAGGUAAAAUAAAUGAGAAGGAGAUCAUGCUGUUCAGACAUGCUGCUCUGGUGCAUCUGCUGGUGACAGUUCGAGAUCUUCUGUUAGCAUGUGGCUUGGACACAGGACUAGGUUAUUUGUCCAAGGCAAAGGACAUCUAUAAAACCGUCUUAGAAUCCUGUUUGAAUAAUGUCUGGAGGCAGUUGAAGAUUGUACAGUACAGCAGCCAGAAAAAGCAUGAAACAAAUCCCAAAAUAACAGAGCUUCAGCAUCAAAUCUUAAAUUGGAUGCAAAUUUAUGGGGAGGAACACAGUGUUAAGAUACUAAUCAUAACAAGGAUGGACUCUGAGAUGGAAAAAGCUGCUCUCAUUCAGACUUUAUUUAGAGUAGAAGGUUUAAAAGCUAGGGAUUUGAAUUCUGAGAAAAAAAGAACUGUUUUAAGUUGCAAAGAUAUCAUAAGCAACCUUAGUAGAUAUUCCUGUGUGGUUGUACAUAAUCAGCAAAUUGGAGCUGACUUCCCUUGGACACACUUCUCAUUAGUAAUGGAAUAUGAUUAUUCUGAAAACUCUUGCUGGAAGGAUCUGUGCAAAAAUCUCAAUGUUACUUACAUGACUUUUAAAACCACCCUCCCUGAAACAAUACAAAUGGGGCAUCACUGUGGUUCCUUUCUUCUGGAAGUACAGAUUCCAUACGUAUUUCUGACAACUGAAGGUCUUCUUAAUAUGCCAGAUAUUCUUCAGGUUUUGGAAUCCAAGUACAGCAUUACCUUUGUUGAAAGAAGCAGUAGUUACUCCUUAAGUCUCUUUGGAAGUACAGCUCCAUAUGUUGUGUUGACAAUAGAUGAAUGUACUGCUGUCUUUUUGCAGAGUAUAGAAGACCUAAAUUAUGAAAAAUCCUGUGACAAUGUGAUACUGAAGCUGCUGGCAUUAUCACUUCAAUAUACAUGCUGUUGGAUCAUUUUCUAUUCCAGAGGACUGAGUUUAGAGUACAGUCUCAGGGGAGACACUCUGCUUAACCUUGUCUUAAUUUAUGCCACUCUAAUUGAACUUACACAAAAGUCAGAAGAUUUUGAAGUGAAGGUAGUUCUUACGCCAGGAAUUAAAGAGACAGCACUGAUAAUUCGUCAGAUUGCUGACAACAUUUUGAUAGCAUCUAAUAUCAGUCCUCAUGAGUGGUUGGACAAAUCCUGGCUUUCUGUCUUGCCGUCUGAGACAGAAAAAUGCCUACUUACUUUUCCUUGUAUCAACCCUCUGGUUGCUCAGUUAAUGUUAAAGAAGGGAUCUUCACUGAGCAGGUUGUUUCUUGCAAGUUUUGAUCAACUUCACGAAUUUCUGCCAGAGGUUCCAAAAAAAGCUUUAAAGCAUUUUAGUGAGAUGAUGUCUUCAUACAACCUAAAUGCUGCUGCUCCACUGGAAACAGCAGGGAAAUCUGCAUCACACCCAGAAAACCAGAAUGACUUCAACAUACUCUAUCUGGAUUAUAAACAAAAUGAUCAGUCUCUUUUGCUGCCAGGAACAUCUCAUAUGAGUUCUGAAGCCUUAACUCCUCCAUUGAAUCAUCAUCAGGGGUUUUUUGACUCUCAUCUUCCAAGCUAUAUGCAAAAAAAGUCAUGUUCUUCAGAAGUAAUUACAAGGAGGAAGCAGAAUUCCUUUGCUGUGCCGCAGGACUGUGAAGAUUUUGCUCAUCUGGACAUUAUGAAUUCUGUUCAUGUUCAAAGGCAGCCUUUCAGGACACGCUAUAGCUCUGAUCAUUCUUCCAAAAUCUUUGAAAAAGAGGAUUUCUCUGCAACAUCUAGUGACUGUGCAGCUCAGGAGAGCUCUAUGAGUUUUCUAGAAGAAUUUAGAGACACAACAUUUAAGAGCCCGGAAAUUCUGAUUGACCAGACCCAAUGGAAUGACUCUUCAUCCACAGGCCCAUGUGAUUCAUUUGCACCUGAUGGUUUUCUUCCUGAUUUCUUUGUUGACCUAGAUGAGCUUCAAAGUCUGAAUUUUCAUCAAAUCAGUAAAGAAUCUAAAGGAAAGAAAAAACAAAUUCUACCAUUCUUAUGGACAAAGGAAAAAAAUAGAACAGAUUCAGGAUUUGCAGAAGCACCAGAGUUCAAAAAAAGGAAAUUGACCUAUGAAAGAGUCCCUGGAAGAAGUGAUGGACAAACACGUCUUAAAUUCUUUUGAAUGGAAUGGGCUUCUGCAUACUACACAUAAUUUUUUAAAUUCUUAAACUUUUUGAAGGGAAAUAGAUUGGAUUAAAUUUUUUUUGUUCAUUUUUAGAGAGAAAUUAGGGUUUGGGAAUCCUUACUAAUUCAGGAUUCUUUUGUAUGUUUUUAAAAUUUUACUAAGCAAACUAGUUGCUUGAACCUGGAGAAUUACUGCUUCUAUGUUUGUUCUCAUGGAUGAUAUUAAAGUUCUUGAUCCCUCUUUACACAAAAAAAUAAAUUGUGAAUGAAAAAAAGCCAGACACUGAAGCUCGUAGUUUUAAAGGCACCUAUUUUUGCUCCUUGAGCAUGCAGCUUUCCAGACUUGAAGAUGGGCUAGAUCUGCCAGAAUCUCAAGGCUGCUCAUUGCCUUAGAGCUUUCUUGCGCUUACAGCUAUUACCCUUUGUAUUUGUCCUCUGGGUUCAGUUCCAUUUUAUUCUUUCUGACAGCUCCUUUAGAAACUGUGUGAUAAGUUCCUGAACUGCCUUUAAUCUUAACCAAGCUACAGAAACAACCUAUUUAUUUUGCAGACAAGACGUGAAAGAUAUGUUGAAAUUUAGGAUUCUAAUAGAUUUGAUUCAGAGAACUAAGCUGUGACCCUAGCUCUCUGCAUAAUCUGGAGGAGGCAGUUUGUUGGCAACCACAUUUUUCAGCCUACUACAGUGCACUGACAAGUAGAGAGAUGAGAGUCAUCUGGGAGGCGCUGCCAGGUAUUGUAGAUUACAGCUUGAAUGGGUAAGAGGUGGAGGAGGGAAAAAAAAAAAGCGCCAUCUCAAUUACAAGCUACAGAAGAGUGAGGAUAGAAUAGUACCCAAACCAUCACUUUGCAUCAAAAGAUUUGGCAAUGAAACUGGAAACGUGUGGGAGCAAUGACAGACAGUAACUCCAUUCUGCUGCAGGAAUGCAUACACAGUUAGCACAGGCAUGUGUGCCAGCUCCAGAAUGUCAGUGUCUGUUCAGCAGCCUUCAGCUGAGAUGAUUCAGUUUUCAGACUCACAAAUCCUUUUUAAGUUUGAUGCAAUAAUGGGAGCAGGGGGGAGAAAAAAGAAAAAAAGAAAAUCCCCACCAAGUUUAUGGUUUAUGUUUGCAGUAAAAUACUUUCUUGAUAUUGAGCCUUCAUUAAGCACAUAGUCACUUUGGAUAAAUAAAACCAGCACUCAGGGGAGAAAGCUUUGGUCUCUCAGAGAAAACGGAAUGCUGGUUUUUAGCUGAGAAUUCCUAAGAGCUAUGAUGACAGCACUAAUAGCAAGUUUAGUUCGCAGUAAUAUCCCCAAAUUAUUUGUACCCAAAUUGUUUGCAAGACUUUAGAAAACACCUUCCAAGUGUAACAUAAAAAGACUUCUGGUUGAAUUGUGAACAAGCCAGCAUUUCCCUAUUUUGCCCAGAAUGAAAGGAAGACUUACAUAAAAAUUGCAGUUUGCUAACUAUUUCUAGCCCAUUUUUGUGGUCACUUGACCUAACCAUUUUCCAUCUCUUGCAUCAUGGGUUUGGCUCUGUUUUUCAGAACUGUCUCCCAAAUUGCCAGGCCCAGGAAUCUGUUCUUUUAAGAGUGCAGCUCUGGGUACAGUCUCAGUCACAGAUGACCACAGUAGAGAAGAUUACAGCUGCCACUGCCAAGCUAUUAUUUAUGUCCUCCCUUCCCGCAGGGAGAAGCAGACACCAGAACUUCCACAUGAACAGUCAUGGAAGACUAGCGCAGAUAAUCUAUAGAUCACUUUGAAAACAAAGGCAUGUUGCCUACAUUAAAUAAGUAAAGAGAAUUCAAGUGCUGUCUGCAGUAAGUUUCCAUUAGUUAGAAAAAAUCUCAGUAAACAGUUAUUUGCAAUGUAGUGGAAAAUAAGGAAAAGGGCUUGCAAUCACCGUUGUUUUGCACUGUAUUUGUGUAUGACUCAAUCUCUCACAGAUGAGUACAUAUUGGACAAAUUUAUCAUGUUACAUUCCCCCCCAUGUCCUUCUAUGUUUAAUGUGGAGGAA